AUGUACUUCAAGACCAUUCUCACGACCACCUUCUUCGCCUUACUCACCGGCACGGCCAUGGCCCAGGACCUCGACGAGACACAGCUACACAUUACCAAGCACCUAAUCAGUGGCACGUUCUUCCCUGGUGGCUUCGAGCCUCGCCACGCCCACAAGUUCGAGACUAUACAGCUUCACUGCAUCAACUUUCAGCUCAUCCACAAGACCUACCUCCUCUACAGCUUCCUUCAGUGGUAUGAUCGGCGGGCUACGGGAUAG
Molecule: messenger RNA, 258 nt
Organism: Penicillium maclennaniae
Lineage: Eukaryota; Fungi; Ascomycota; Eurotiomycetes; Eurotiales; Aspergillaceae
Exons: 2
Coding region: 1-258 (85 amino acids)
Source: RefSeq, a predicted model, not a curated record